Nerophis lumbriciformis (worm pipefish) is the source of this 2925-nucleotide messenger RNA. NCBI's taxonomy places the organism in Eukaryota, Metazoa, Chordata, Actinopteri, Syngnathiformes, Syngnathidae. The record is from RefSeq and is a predicted model, not a curated record.
AUGGAGCUUCGUCGCCUCAACUUUUUUGUUCUUUUACUCGCCAACGCCGUGUUUGUCAGCCUCCAGUCCAAAGAACAAGUAUUGCUGGACAUGAGGUCUUCGGGAGGAGAGCUGGGCUGGCUGACGCUGCCAUAUGAGAACGGGUGGGAGAUCGUCCAGACAGUGGUGAACAGCUCACUCUUCUACACUUACAGCGUUUGCAACAUAGAAUCCACAGAUCAGGACAACUGGUUACGCACCACAUUCAUCCAGCGGCGUCCGGGCACCACUCGCGUCUCUGUGGAACUCCGCUUCAUUGUGCGCGACUGCAACAGCUUCGACGGCGCGUCCGUGUCUUGCAAGGAGACUUUCAAUUUCUUUAUCUACGAGACUGAUGCCGACGUUGGCACCAACUUCCGCAAGAGCCAGUUUCGCAAGGUGGCCACCAUUGCUCCCGACGAGGUGACGCGGGAUCAGACGCUCCUGGUCAACACCGAGACGAGGACGGUGGGCCCGCUGUCUCGGAAGGGCUUCUACCUGGCGUUCCAGGACAUGGGCGCCUGUGUGGGGCUCCUCUCGGUGCGUGUCUACUACAAGACGUGCCCGUCCACCGUGCAGAGCUUGGCGUCUUUCCCGGAAACGGUGGCAGAUGCUUUGCGGGAGGUGGAGGGCGCCUGCGUGGAUAAUGCCGUGAGUCAGUCCACCCCACGCAUCUACUGCACCGCAGAGGGCGAGUGGGUGGUACCCGUGGGCCAGUGCCAGUGUCUCGCAGGCUACGAAACCACCGGGGAGGCGUGCCAAGAAUGCAAGCCUGGCUACUUCAAGCCAACCGUGAGUGCCGAUCUGUGUCUGGUGUGUCCUGCCAACACGAAGCCCUCCAUGGCCGGCGCCAGUCUCUGCGAGUGCGAGGACGGGUUCUUCCGCUCGCCAUCAGACCCGCCCACCUCGCCGUGUUCCGCUCCACCUAGCGCUCCCCGUGACCUGACAGCCACCACCCUGUCUGCGGAUGGCCGGCUACAGCUAUCCUGGAGUUCGCCGCUAAUGACUGGGGGCCGCGCCGACCUCACCUACAGCGUACUGUGCGAGCAGUGCGAUAGGGUCUCGUGUGUCCCCUGUGGCGAGAAGGUUCGCUUUGAGCCAGGGUCCGCAGACCUGUGGGACACAGAGGUUGUCGUCACCGACCUGGACUCUCAUCUCAACUACACAUUUACGGUGGAGGCGCACAGCGGGGUGUCCCAGUAUGGUGGUGCCAGGCCUACUGCCACCAUAACUACUGCUCUGGACUACACUGAUCCCCCAAAGGUGACGUUGAUCCAUUUGGAUGAUCGCAGCCCCACCAGCUUGUCUCUGUCAUGGGCUCUGUCUCGCCGACCUCCAGCGCACAUCAGUCAUCGCUAUGAGCUCAUGUACCGCAGAAAAGAUGACGACGGAGUGCGUGAUGUAACCACCUACACAGUCCUGAUCCUGGACAAGAGCUCCGUGCACAUUAACGACCUUACUCCAGACACGACCUACAUGUUUAGGGUGCAGGCUCUCAGUCCCGAGGGGAACCCCGGAAGCUACAGCACGGAGUAUGAAUUCCACACACCGCCACUAGCCGAAUCACAGAUCCAGAGUCCCUCCACUAUGGUGAUGGGAGCAGUUGCUGGAGUCGCUGUUGUUCUGCUCGUAGUUGUGGCUGUCCUGUUGCUACGUAAGAGGCGGCUGAGAUCUCAUGGUCGAGGAGGACCUGAGGAUCCCUACUUUUCAUCAGAUCAGUUGAAGCCUCUAAAAACCUACGUGGAUCCACAUAUGUACGAGGACCCCAACAUCGCCAUCCAAAAGUUUGUCACGGAAAUUGACCCGAAUGCCAUCAGCAAGCAAAAAGUAAUCGGCGUGGGUGAGUUUGGCGAAGUGUUCCGAGGCGUGAUGAAGUCCCCCGCCCGAGGGGAGGUGGCCGUAGCCAUCAAGACCCUCAAGCCAGGCUACUCCGAAAAGCAAAGGCAAGACUUCUUGAGCGAGGCCAGCAUCAUGGGCCAGUUCUCGCACCCCAACAUCAUUCGUCUGGAGGGAGUCGUCACCAAAUUCAAGCAUGCCAUGAUAGUGACUGAGUACAUGGAGAACGGAGCUCUUGACAUCUAUCUCAAGGAUCGCGAUGGUGAGAUUCCAGCCUACCAGCUCGCAGGAAUGCUGCGCGGAAUUGCCGCCGGCAUGAAGUACCUCUCAGACAUGAACUACGUGCACCGGGACCUGGCGGCGAGGAACGUUCUGGUCAACAGUGACCUGGAGUGCAAAGUGUCCGACUUUGGGCUGUCACGGGUCCUAGAGGAUGACGCCGAGGGGACGUAUACAACCAAAGGAGGUAAAAUCCCCAUCCGCUGGACGGCCCCUGAAGCAAUUGCCUAUAGGAAAUUCACUUCAGCCAGCGACGUGUGGAGCUUUGGCAUCGUCAUGUGGGAAGUCAUGGCCUUUGGCGAGCGGCCCUACUGGGACAUGAGCAACCAUGAGGUCAUGAAAGCUAUCAACGAGGCCUUUAGGCUGCCCGCCCCCAUGGACUGCCCCUCUGCCAUUUACCAGCUCAUGCUCCAGUGUUGGCAACACGACCGCUCCAAGAGGCCUCGCUUUACUGACAUCGUAAACAUCCUGGACAAGCUGCUUCAGAGUCCUGAGUCUUUGAGCACUAUCGCAGACUUUGAUCCACGCGUGUCCAUCCGCUUGCCCAGUACCAGCGGCUGCGACGGCACCAUGUUCCGCUCAGUUCCAGAGUGGCUGGAGUCUAUCAAAAUGAGCCAGUAUAACGAGAGCUUUGCCCGGGCAGGGGUCUCCACCAUGGAGCAGGUGCUGACCCUGAGGCACGAGGACAUCAGGAACAUCGGGGUUCGCUUGCCAGGCCACAUGAAAAGGAUCGUCUACAGCAUCCUUGGCCUCAAGGAUGAAUGUAGCUCUCUCAGCGUGUUCGCAGUUUGA